Colletotrichum chrysophilum is the source of this 870-nucleotide messenger RNA. RefSeq lists its product as uncharacterized. Lineage: Eukaryota; Fungi; Ascomycota; Sordariomycetes; Glomerellales; Glomerellaceae. Gene Ontology annotation, molecular function: transmembrane transporter activity. The transcript is spliced from 2 exons. The coding region runs from base 1 to 870 and encodes 289 amino acids. Gene Ontology annotation, biological process: transmembrane transport. Gene Ontology annotation, cellular component: fungal-type vacuole membrane. The record is from RefSeq and is a predicted model, not a curated record.
AUGGAACAAGGCGUGACCACGAUUCCUGAGACCGAUGCGGCUGCCGACGGGUUUCCUGAAGGUGGACGAGAAGCUCUCACGGUGCUGUUUGGCAGCUGGUGCGUUCUCUUAUGUACCUACGGUCUGGGCAACAGCAUCGGCGUUUUCCAGACAUACUACGUCAACGAUGCGCUUCGAGAGUAUUCUUCAUCCACUGCAUCAUGGAUCACCAGUUUCAUGCAAUGGACCAUGAACUUCUUGCCCAUCAUUUGGGGAUUUGUCUUCGACAAGUACGGGCCGCGAUGGAUUCUCUUCGGCGGUACCAUCACAUAUGUGUUUGGCAUGAUGAUGGAGUCUUUGGGCACCAAAUACUAUCAUUUCUUCCUCGCUCAGGGCAUCGUCUGUCCCAUCGGCGCGAGCGCAGUGACCAGCGCCGCCAUGUCUUGCCUCGUCACCUGGUUCCAUCGUCGACGCGGGAUGGCCUUUGGCAUCAUGAUGUCUGGAUCCUCCUGCGGUGGCAUCAUCUUGCCCAUCAUGAUUCCCAAGUUGAUUGAUAGGGUCGGUUUCGGCUGGGCGAUACGCUGCGUUGGUUUCAUGUUCCUCUUCCUCCUCAUCAUCGCCAACUGCACAGUCAGAUCUCGCCUUAAGCCAGAACAAAAGCCAGUAGACAUGAAGGAGUACUUCCGGGGUAUUCGAGAACCAACCAUGAUGUCGACAGUCUUCGGGCUCUUCUUGGUCUUUCUCGGUCUGUUUGUUCCGUACAACUUUGUGAUUCUACAAGCUAGAGCUCAGGGCAUGGACGAGGAAUUGGUCAUUUACCUGCUGCCUAUCAUGCACGCCGUUGGGUACGUCGCCAAUCUCGGUCACUGGAUAACUCUGAUUACUAACUGA